UUGUUCAUCCCUAAUUCACUUUACUUUUUGUUAUUGUGCCGAAGAACCAAUUUACUAAUCGCUAUAUAGUAUUUAUAUAUACUAUUCAGCUAUUCGGUUGACCUGCAGAGGAUCAGGUUAAUUCCAUGAGGUUGUGAUACAUAUAAAUACAUACGUAUACGUUUGCGGUGGCUUAUGGUGGAUUUGGCCGGUGGACAAGAUGUGGAAAGUGCUGCAGCGUUCGGGAAAUGCAGUUACUAAGCUUCCCAGGCGGUGUUCACCUGGCCGUCCGGAUGCAGUGCGUUUGGUAAGUGGCCAGGUGGAUCCGGCGGAUGAUCAGGUACUGCGGAAAAGGAAAUUUCAACCGCAACAGGCAGCUGAUCUUAGUGAAGAGUUGGCUGGUCAACUGCCAACCAAAGCCCGAGUGGUUAUAUGUGGCGGCGGUAUUACUGGAGCCUCGGUGGCCUACCACCUAGGACUGAGUGGCUGGGGCGGUGAAACACUGUUGGUGGAACAGGAUCGUGUGAGUGGCGAGCUACCGUGGACGGCCUGUGGAUUGGCUGGGCGCUUUGAACCCAGCUAUACGGAACUCAAGCUGGCCGAGUACUCCAUUGAUCUGAUCAAACGAUUGGCGGAGAGUGGUUUGCCCACAGGAUGGCGGCCAGUUGGUAGUCUGAAUCUCGCCCGCAGCUGGGAUCGUAUGACCGCUUUCAAUCGCAUGAAAUCCCAGGCUUUGGCGUGGGGCAUGCGCUGCGAAAUACUUUCUCCAGAGCAAUGUGCCCAACAUUGUGAACUCCUCUCGUUGGAUGGAAUUGAAGGUGGCCUAUGGAUACCCGAAGACGGAGUCUGUGACCCGCAACUCGUUUGCCAGGCCUACAUGUCUGAGGCGCAGCGAUUGGGAGUCCGCAUCGUGGAGCACUGUGCCAUUAAGAAGAUCCACAGCGAGCACGGCAAGGUGAGGAGUGUAGAGACAACAGCUGGCGAUGUGGAAUGCGAUUACUUUGUCAAUUGCACGGGCUUCUGGGCUCGUGAGGUGGGUACUUUGUCCAAACCGGUGGUGAAAGUGCCACUGAAGGCGGUAGAACAUCACUAUCUGCACACGAAACCCAUUGAGGGACUUAGUCCGGACACGCCCUUCGUCAGAGACUUCGAUGGACGCAUCUUCUUCCGAGAGUGUGAAGGUCACAUUCUCGCCGGCGGUUUCGAACGUGAGGCCAAGAUGGUCUACGAGGAUGGUGUAAUACCACUGUCGCAGACAGCCCGCCAACAUCCGCCGGACUGGGAUCACUUCCAUGAGCUGCUGGACGCUUUAUUGCUAAGAGUUCCUUCCUUUAGAGACGCCACGUUGGAUAGGCUCACGAACUCCUUGCAGGUCUUCUCUCCAGAUUGCAAAUGGAUCCUAGGCGAAGCCCCAGAAAUACAAAAUUACUAUGUGGCGGCAGGCAAUAAGACAAUGGGUGUAUCGGCUUCCGGUGGUAUUGGACGCGUCCUUACCGAUUUGAUAACCAAGGGCUCUACCUUUCUGGAUCUGCACAUCCUAGAUAUCACUCGAUUUCUAGGGUUACAUAACAAUCGAAAGUUUCUGCGGGAUCGCUGCAAGGAGGCACCGGGCAAGCACUUCGAGAUCAAUUACCCAUUUGAGGAGUUCCAGACCGGCCGGAAUCUGCGCAUGUCACCCAUCUAUCCGCAGCUCAAGGAGGCAGGCGCCGUUUUUGGGCAGUCGAUGGGCUAUGAACGACCCAAUUACUUCGAUCAGCAGGACAAACAAGAUGAAUUUGGGUUGCCGCGUUUCCGGAUUGCGCAAACCAGAACCUUUGGCAAGCCGCCGUGGUUCGAUCACGUGGCCUCCGAAUAUCGAGCAUGCAGGGAACGCAUUGGCAUCGCAGACUACAGCUCCUUUACCAAGUAUGACUUCUGGUCAAAGGGCAACGAGGUAGUUGAGCUGCUGCAAUACCUUUGCUCCAAUGAUGUGGACGUGGCUGUUGGCUCCAUAAUUCACACCGGCAUGCAGAAUCCCAAUGGUGGCUACGAGAACGAUUGCUCCUUGGCUCGGCUCUCUGAGAGGCACUACAUGAUGAUUGCACCCACCAUCCAGCAGACCCGUUCAAUGUGCUGGAUACGAAAACAUAUGCCCGAUCACCUCAGGGCCAAGGUGAAUGUUGCGGAUGUGACCUCUAUGUACACAGCUAUCUGCAUCCUGGGACCCUAUUCGAGAAUUCUGCUCUCAGAGCUUUCUGACACUGAUCUCACGCCCAAAAGCUUUCCCUUCUUUACGUACAAGGAACUGGAUGUGGGCUUGGCCGACGGUAUCAGAGUGCUGAAUAUAACCCACACGGGUGAGUUGGGUUAUGUCCUCUAUAUCCCCAACGAAUAUGCUCUGCAUGUGUAUUCUCGACUUUACCAGGCAGGCCAAAGGUUCAACAUACAGCAUGCAGGUUACUACGCCACCCGAGCCCUGCGCAUUGAAAAGUUUUAUGCCUUUUGGGGCCAGGAUCUGGACACCUUUACCACGCCGCUGGAGUGCGGACGCAGUUGGCGCGUCAAGUUGAAUAAACCCAUCGACUUCAUUGGUCGUAAUGCACUGCUCAAACAGCGCGAGGAGGGCGUUAAGCGAAUGUAUGUGCAGCUGUUGCUGAACGACCACGACCACGAGGUGGAUAUGUGGUGCUGGGGCGGCGAACCCAUCUACCGCGAUGGAGUUUACGUGGGUAUGACCACCACCACUGGCUAUGGUUACACGUUCGAGAAGCAAGUAUGCCUCGGAUUCGUGCGCAACUUCGACGACGAGGGACGAGAGCUGGCGGUGACCAAUGAAUACGUAUUGUCCGGCCACUAUGAAGUAGAGGUGGCCGGCGUGCGGUUCGAGGCCAAGGUCAAUCUGCAUUCACCUAAUCUACCCACCAAGUUCCCGGAUCGGGAACGCGAAGCCUAUCACGCCACGCGCGACAAGCCGGACGAGACGGAUCUGUUAUCGUUCGGCGGUUUCACCACGGUCAAAGGCACCGGAACGCCAACGGACGGGCACGGACUUUAGGAAGUGUCGCGGAGCUGGGCUCCUGACCAAUAAUAUAUAUUAUCCGCCAUCUGGCCAGGCCAAGCAAGAGGCCCUUCGUUCAUUUCUAGUUCAACUCGAGAGUCUCAAAAGCAAAGCGCGAUAUUAUUCGGUUUAGUACGUUAAGGAAUCGAGGAAUAUGAGCCAGGUAAAUGGUUGCCAAAAUUCAAUAGUAAUUGCUAUAAAAUAUACUUUUCCUGUAGCCCAAAAAGAAACAUUUGAAAUAAUCAUUUGACCUUAAAACUUAAGAAACUUAGUCUCGAUUUCGUGUUGAUGAUGAACAUAACAAAUCAGGAAAAGUAUAUUUUAUGCUGAAACCGUAGAUUUGGUGGAAGUUUGUUACGAGUAAGGCAGCUAUUUGCAUGCUCAGUCAGUAGAUUUGAUAUGAUUAACAAGGGCAUUCGUGGUUACUGUGGUUUGGGUUUUAUUUAAAUUGAAGAAAAUGUUUUGUAAAAUGAUUUGGUUACCAAAGUAAACAUCGAAACUAUUUGUAAAAAAGCCCAAGAAAGCCAAGCUCUAUAUCUAUAUCUUGUUCUCUCUUGAGUUUCCGUUUUGUUCGUCUAUCAUCAGACGUUAAGUGUCAAUUAAACAUUAAAAAUAGUGUAUAAAUGCGGUUAUAUGUCCGUGUAUAUCUAAGAAUCUUCCGUGAUAUUGGAAUAAUUAAGGAUUGUAUGCACAUUGUUAAAAAGAAAACAGCACAAAAGAAAAAAAAAUGUUAAAAUAUUUGCUCAAAGCUGGCUUUGCUUCUACUUUAGACAAGGCAAACUCUAUAGUUGGAAAACAAAAUUAAUGAAAAUUUACAUAGAUAAGCGAUAAAUAUGAAAUGUUUUUGAGCAGUUUUGCAAAAAGUUUUGAUUGACGUUUUUUUUUUCUACUAACCCAGACGAUUGACUUUGUAUAUGAUGGUGUGAGAUUGUGUAGAACUUACACCAUAUUAUAAAUCAUAUUGUACUAUAUUUAUACAAAUACAUUUACUGUUUACAAAA
Molecule: messenger RNA, 4017 nt
Organism: Drosophila eugracilis
Lineage: Eukaryota; Metazoa; Arthropoda; Insecta; Diptera; Drosophilidae
Product: pyruvate dehydrogenase phosphatase regulatory subunit, mitochondrial
Exons: 6
Coding region: 200-3013 (937 amino acids)
Cellular component (GO): mitochondrion
Molecular function (GO): protein binding; oxidoreductase activity
Source: RefSeq, a predicted model, not a curated record